Porites evermanni is the source of this 11549-nucleotide messenger RNA. NCBI's taxonomy places the organism in Eukaryota, Metazoa, Cnidaria, Anthozoa, Scleractinia, Poritidae. The record is from the annotation of a GenBank genome assembly.
GUGCAGAGGCAAUCGGAAAUGUUCAGAUAUAAACAAACCUCUUUCAUCUGUUAGCAAUUUAUGGCAACGAAACGAUCAUCGACUAUUGUAAGUAUUCGUGUGGAAUUGCAAGUUGAUAUCGAUAUAUCGUUUUAUACUGUUUUACUUCUAUUUAAAUUUCCCUGCUAGCAGUCUUUUUUUCUUGUUGAAAUGAUACAUCAAACUUUUUCCUUCUUUUGUUUAGUCUCAGAGCCCAGUGGAAAAUUGGACAGAUGAUCUUCCAGUGUGCAGGCUAUCUGGUGUUGGUUUUUUGACCAAUCAGAGAUACAGAGAAGAUGGUGGAAGAAGGGAAGAACAUGAGUUUGAGGACAGGAAUUUUCAUUUCAAUGUAGAUGACAAGUAUCUGUAUGGUGUGUUUGAUGGACAUGAUGGCACGCGUGCUUCAGAUUUUACUGUGCAACGUCUUCCUGCAGAGCUCUUGCUUGGCCAGCUGACAGGUUUGUCCAUACAGUGAAAUGUCUUUGCUCUUUAUUCACUCCUAGACUAAGUUACCAGGAGAUUAGUUGUCGCUCUAUAAACUUUUUUAUCUGUGGAAAAAUCUUAUGUUGUUACCUUUCAAAUAAAAUCUUGAUGGCGGAACGUUUGCCUAGUUCUAUUUAUUUCUUAGGAUUUUACAAAAAUGAAUUUCAUUUUUUUAAAUUGUUUUGCCACGGGUUUUAAAAAGCCCUCUUUAAACCAGGAGUCUACCCAGGGGUAGACUAAGGGGUUCUGGAAUCCCUCCAUUUUCUCCUAACUUGUGAGUAGAGGUUUCCUUCUGGCAUGGUUUUUAGCAUUUUUAGCAUUUUUACAUUUUUUAGCAUUUCACAACACUGGUCAGUAUUCACAUGUGGGUUGGCUUGUUUACCUUCUUGCAAACUUAAACAAGUCAAACAAUGCAAACACCAGACAUGUGAAUGACUUUGUAAAUGCUAUAAAACAUUCUGGAAAAAAAAAGUCUGCUAGCAUAGUUAUGGCAUGCCAUUGGGGAAAAAAUCAUACCAAUGCUAAAAAAUUAACUACAACAUAUAAAUCAAAUGCAAUAAAAAAUAGGAUUCGAGAUUUGCAAAAUAUAAUAUGUUCACCAACAAAAAAUUAAAUAUUAAGCAAAUGUUGUGACUACAAACAGGAGUCAAAAUUUUGAAAUUUGAUUCUCAAAAAAAUGCGAGUCGAGUUGAAAAACUCUGCGAUAUUUGGUAGCCAAUGAACCGCUUCUUUGGAUCAAAGCCUUGUCUUGGUGAAGUGAAGACAUCGAUUGACAACACAACUGGUCAGCAUUGUCUCUUUCUCAACUUGCAUUUUUUUUGGACUCAAAUUUCAAAAUUUUAACUUGUGUUUGUAGUCCCACUAUUUGCUAAUUAUUUUUGUGUUCAUGAAAAUAUAUUUUGUAAAUCUUGAAUCUUAUUUCGUUUUGCAUUCAAUGUACCGGUAUUUCACAAUAAUAUUUUUGAUUUACGUAUUAUGUUUUCAACAUGUUUUUGGCACUGGUACGAUUUUGUCUGCAACAGAAUGCCAUGCAUAGUACUUUUCUCCUUAAAAAAUAGUAGUGUUGAGUUUCCAUAUGUCAAUGAAAAUGCUGCUGUUACUAGUCCAUUGUGUGAAAGAUGCAAAGUGUUUAAAAGACCCUGUUUGCUAACUACAAGCACAUGAGCAUGGAGGAUACCUAUACUAAGGCUGGGUACUCAUGUCAUCAAGUCUCAGCUCGAUGUUUUAGUGAGGGAUAAUGAAUAUAAUGGUAGGCUUAUAUCUGUGAGGGCCUCUGCUGUCAUGUUGUUUCUCUAAUUAAAAGCUUUGUUCUGCAGUACACAGUAAACACUGCUGAUGAAUAGUGCAAGAAACAGAAUUAUUGUCUUAUCCCUCUUUCUCUUCCUCAGUUACGAUGAAUGAUGAACAGAUCAAGGGAGCUAUCAGACAAGCCUUUAUUGCUGUUGAAAAAGGUUUUUUCCAGUCUUUAGAUGACGCCCUUGCUGAGAAAUGGGAACUUCAGCUACAACUGCCAGAGGUAGGAAUUUCUACCAAUGGACAAACCUACAUAACAUUGUGAUAGAUGUGGUAUAAGAGGCUUUUUUUCACAGCUGUUGCUAAGAGCUGGCUAGCGCUUAAUUUCACCAGCUGAAAGAGAGGUUACUACUGUCUCAAAUUGCACUGGAAAUCAAAAUGCCGGGUAAUUUUAAGGGGGGAAAGGGGACUAAAAAUGGGCUAGAAAAAUUUAUGUGGUAUAAAUGCUCUAGCUUCUAUUGCCAGGUUGAAAGGCACUCUUGCUCACCCAGGAUAUCACAGUGUUGUACCUUACUACAUGAACAUCAAUUUUUGAAGUCAAAAUUAUCCAGGAAAGCUGUAAAAUGUAAAAAAAAAACAGUGGUUGUGAGAUGCAAACUAACCAGCCUUCUUUUGCAAUUUUUUUCAAUUUAUCACCAAAAUGGUCACAUGAGCCCAGUUGCGGUUAGUUUCCAUACAGGAGCAGGGGUUUCAAUAAGCACCAAUGAAUAACGAAAUGCAUCGGCUACUUUGCUUAGAGAAGUCAGCUAAUUUUUAAUUCCCGAAAGAAGAAGCAACUGUUUUUAAUAACAUUGUAAAUGAAUAAUAUAUCAUUGAUUGAGCGGCUGAUAAAUCGAAACACAUUUUCUUUAAUUUGCUCAAUUGUACUCAAUUUUAGUCCACAGAACGCUAGCAUUUGCAUUUGAAGGCUUUUCAAUCUCAAAAUUUCCUGGGUGAGCAUGUUCCCAGACCCCCAUAGAAAAGAGGGAGUAAUGCGGGAACUCCUUGUUGUUACAGUUGACUACUUUAAUUAUUACUGAAACCCCUGCAGGAGACAAGAAUUGACCUGCCUUCCAGGCCAGCCUGUUUAACCAGGCUGUCUUGCCUGAAUAUAAGCAGGCCUAAUGGAAGCAACAGAUGUCAAGGUUUGAAUCCUGCCCUAAAGAGUUUGACAUGUUGGUUGCCUGAACACCUAGCCUCCACCUUGGAGAAUGUUUAAUACAAUUUCUGCAACUGACCACAACCUGGUUAGGUCAGUUGUGCUUAGUUCAGAUGCUGUACUUCAUAUGAGCUGAAUCGAAUUCAGUGAAUUAUUUGAACUCAUGUGAAGUAUAGUGUUUUAGUCAUAUUCCUGUACGGCAAAUUGAAUUGGGAUUGGCUCAACCUUUCUUCACACCUGGCUCAGCUGGGAAUAGUGGCUGUGGACUGUCAUUGAUUUAGAUGUCAAACUUCACAUGAGCCAAACCAAAUGCAUAAAUUUUAUAAUUUUUAUAAGGUAGUUUAUUCAAAUGCACUUUUUUCCCUUUUGAAUUAAGUUCAGGUGGAAGAAAGUUUGGCAUCUGAAUCUAAAUUAAUUUGAGUCUGCCUAAAUCUCAAAUUCGAUGGGGCUCAUGUGAAGUAUGGCAUCUGAACCCAGCCUUGGAAAAGCUCUGGUAAGCCUGUCAGGUAAAAUGUUUGAGCCCAUUUAAGUCCAGUUCUUAAAAUGUCAGUAAGAUUGCUGUUGCUAUGAGUAUGUGAGCUAUGAGACCUUGUUUCAGUUGACAGUAUUGAACAGUGAAGGUGGCCAUCAGCCCUGUCUACUUGAUCCCUCCUUGACAAUUUGAAUAAAACAGUAGGAAUUUAUAUCCUUGUGUCAUUGCUCACUUCUCUUCGGUUGUUUCAGAGGAAGUGCUGUCUGUGGAAACACUUUUACUGUACUAGGUGUAACUGUUUUGGUUUCCUUACCAAAAAAUAUCAGCCCUUGGUUAAAGGUCAGGGGAACAUGUAUCAAAGUUUGUAAUUUUUUCAGGGUUUAAGUUCCUAUGAAGCUUACCAAAAGUUUCCAGACCAUGUUGCGAGGAUCCAAGCUUUACAAGAUGAGAUCAGUGGUGGUACUACAGCAGUGUUGGCUCUUAUAUUCCAGAAUAAACUCUUUGUAGGUAAUGUGGGUGACUCCAGAGCACUUCUUUGUAGAGUGACACCAGAAGGCCACCUCUCGGUUGAACAGGUAAUAGCCAAGACCUUUUACUAACUUGUAAUGAUCAAAGUUUAGGGAGAGUUAGUGAGGGCGAGCUUUGCGCAACUUUGACGUGAUAGAUGUUCGAAAUGCAUGUGAUCAUAUUACAAGUAAUAGGAGGUCCAAACACGUGAUCAGAUUGUGUUCUAAGUUUUGCAUUCAUUCUUAGUGGAAGUCCAAACAAAUGCUAGCUACAUAAUUAUGUGCUGUGUAUGACUUGUGUAACAGCAACCUCCCGAUUGGGAUUGCGAGCUCAUCUAGUCCUCGACAAUUACAUAUUGCUGGUUUUCAGCUGAUGUCACAGUGGCCAUGCUGGUGGACGAAAGCAAAAGAGUUUCUCUCCCCUGGGAACUAAACUCUGAUUUCAUGCAAAUUCUGCAAAGAAAAAUUUUAUUGUUUUGUCCAACAGCACUGCCACCUUGUCACGUGAUUAAAAAACAAGCAAUAAUAUAGUAACUUUGUUUAUAAAAGUGAGAAAUGAUGGCAUUAGUGGCAGGGAAACAAAAAGCUUCAUCAAAUAGGUUUAAACUUAAGGGGGCACCUGGACAGAAGUGCUGUUCAAUUACCUAGGGCCAGCAUGUUUUACUGACUAGCUGUUGGACAGGCAAGCAACUUUUGCCAAGGUAAAAGGAAAUAUUAGUGAAAAAGUGGGUUGGUAUACCUGUGCAACUGCCCAGGUGCACGUUUUUCGAAAGUCGGGGUAACUUUUUCAUCCUGGAAGAUGUUUACUUUUAUGUUUGUUGUGUUUGCAUUUAAGAUCAAAGUUUCAAUAACUUUGAAAAUGAUACAAUGGAAUUAUCAAUUAACAAAGCAAAAUUGACCGGUUUGUGUGCUAGGAAUUGUGCUACUAUUAAAUAGGUUUUGAUUUUAAAAUUUGCCUUUGGGCCCGAAAAGUUACUGGGCCUUUCGAGAAAUGGACUCCAGGCAAGUAAAAUUCAAUAUUGCAGCUUGUCCAAAGGGCAAGCAAUUUUUAAAAAAAUUUUCAUCUCAUCCUGAGAGACAAUCACUCUACAUGGGCAUUAGUUUUACACAUUUCUGCACAUAAUUGUUGCUUUCCUUUGGAAAACAACCCUGCAAAAUAGGCAAAUUGAAAGUUUCAGGGACUACUCUUGGUCUCUAGCAACUAACCUGUUUUAAUAUUUUUCACAUGUAGUUAAGUGUUGACCAUGUCACAAAUAACAAAGAAGAGCUUGAACGUCUGGCAAACCUUGGCUUGGACAUUCAACAAAUUCUGCGAAAUCGUAGGAUUGGAAAUCAGGAGAACACAAGGAGCAUUGGUGACUAUGGUGUGAAGGGUGGCUACAAGGAUUUUGAUAUUUUGAGGUGCAAACAACAAAUAUGUCAUUUAAGAGACUGAUUAGCGCAAUAAAUUUAUUAGGUGCUAAACUGUGUAGCAGCAGGCUCUGUUCAUGCAACUUGUGCAGAUUGUGCUUUAUUGAGUUUUACAUCAUUAUUGCUUUCAAUGAUGAUUAUGCAUUCAUUAUUGUAUCCAAAAAAAACACAAAGAUCACCUCCAUCCAUAGUUUGCUAUUAUUGGGUUUUCAACCUUGCAUUUUCUUUUAUGUAAAAUUAUUAACUCCAAAAUUAUUGUAACUCUAAUUUAACUCAAACAUGAUUUCUUGUGCUUGUAGUGGCAGUUUGGGCGGGGGGGUCGGGUAUGUCACUUUAUACAGUCAAACCAUGCGUUAUUGACACCCAGUUAAUACGGACAACUUAUGUAGCUCUCUCAGUGUCUGUAUUAACGGAGUUUGACUGUACAUGGUAUCAGUGAUAGAUGCAGUUAUGUUAGAGCAGUACACAGUGAAGUCAAAACUUUUCUUUCUUGGUGUCAUUUCCAGUGUUGCAACAGAAGAGCCAGUCAUAGCUGAACCUCACAUUUGUGGCGGCAUCCCAAUUGAUGAGACAUUCUUUGCUCUUGUGCUGAUGUCAGAUGGAGUUUACAAUUCAAUAGAAGAAGCCGCAGACAUGGAGAUUAAUUCUAAUUUUGAUGUAGUUCGCCUGGUGACUGAAGAGCUUCAGUGCCAAAAUAACCUGACUGGAGUAGCACAGGCCGUUGUGGAUAGAAUAGGCAGGGCACAUCAUGACACUUACAUGAACCAAAUGCGCAAGUGUCAGAAAAGAGAUGACAUGACACUCCUGAUUAGGAUUUUUAAAGAAGAGAUUGCUAACAGUCUGAAAAGUCCAAGGGCUGCGGGCAGGCAAGCAAUGUCAGGUAGAGACUGAAGUUUGUCGACAUUCUCCAUCUGGCCCCAGUUGUUAAAAUGGUAGGUCGUGCUAUCCAUCCAAUGGAUAAUGCAAUUGGCUUCCCUAAUAGUCUUGCCCAAUGUUAUUAUAGUGCUAUACAACUUUAUAACAACCGGGGCCUGAUGUAGCCAGUUCUGAAUUUUGAAUCCUGUAUGUUCGUCUUUAAUCGUUAUCUUUAAUUAACAUAAUUGUCUGUUGCAAGCUAAUCUGGCAAUGGGUGUCAGUCAUGUACAUGUGCACGGAUGCUCAUAACAGUGACAGCGAAUGGGAAAAUACAAAAGUUUCACUCACGCCAUAAAAAAAAAAAAACAUUAUAAAAAUAGCGGGAAUUCAAAAAGGUAAAUUACUACAAAUACUUGAGUGAAAGGCAUUAACAUUAGGGAGUUUAAGAUAUAAAGACUGCGACGGCCACGAAAACGUCGCUUAAAACGGGAAAUUUGCGUUCUGUCAAUCUGUAUCGCGAUUACUCCAACUCAUUUACUUUGAAUGCAAGCGAACCCUUUUUGAACCGAAUUCCUAAGAACCAUAUUCAAUUUCAGAAAGAGAAAGAAGAUUUAGCCGUCGCUUGUUUACGUCCUCCAUAAAACGUGAAAUUAGGCAUUUUCAUGUCGUGGUCGUGCAGUGACGGCAAAAAAAUGUAAGAAAAGAGCGUACCGCACUUGCCGAGUUGUUGUUUUGCUUAUUCAGCUUAUUGCUUUUUUGACUUUCUCGUUGUCCUGGCUGUCGUGGUAUCUUAAAGUCCCUAUUAACAGCGUAUACAGUAGACGGGGGUAAGGCAUUCCAAACUGGACAGUUCUAACUAAAAAAGAGAACUUGUGCGCGUUAAUGUUAGACAAAAAGCGUUGAUACUGAAAUGAGGGUUGCGUGCUAGUUCGUGUGACGUACGGCGAGGUGGUCUAGAUGAGGGUUGCGUGCUGGUUCGUGUGACGUACGGCGAGGUGGUCUAGAGAAGGUCAUUAGGAAAAGGUCUUUUGACGUUGCCUAUUUGGAUCUUAAAAAACAUGAUCAAGUCAGAAAUCUUUCUACGUGUUUCAAGAUCUUGCCACCCUGUCUUUGAUAUCAUGUUUGUAACACUACUGGUUCGGUGAUAGUCGUUGAAAACAAAGCGCGCUGCGCGACAUUGAACGGAAUCUACGCAGGUGAUGUCCUUCUGUGUAUAUGGAGACCAAGCAAUGAGCCGAGUCGUAUUCACGUACUGGGCGGACUAAGGUUAAGUAGGCUCGUUCUUUAACAGUACGGCUACAAGACGCUAGGUUCCUCUGCAGUACACCCAAGAUCUUGUUUGCUUUCUUUUUCACUUCCACAGUCUGUUUGGACCGGUUAAGGGGGCUGGUGAUGUAAACCCCUAAAUAUUUCUUAAAAGUGGCUCCCUCCGAAGGAGUAUUGCUACUAGGGGCAAAGUUUAUUUGCACACACAUAGCUGCUUCCUGCUCCAGCCGCAAUAGGGACUUCCGCAGAAGCGUAUGAUGAUCAGCCGAAGACUUAAUACGGCGGUAAAGCACACUGUCAUCCGCAAAAAGCUUAACAUUCGGUAAUACAACAGAGGGUAGAUCGUUGAUAAAUAGAAGACACAAAAUCGGCCCCAGAACUGUGCCCUGGGAUACACCAGAUAGAACAGUUGACCAAUUAAAUGAUGAAUCAUUCACCACCACGCGUUGUCUUCUACCAGUGGGAAAAACCCGAAGCCAGUUAUUAAGCUUCCCAGAAAAGCAAUAAAAUUUGGCCUUAAGGAGGAGCCUUUCGUGAGGCAUAGUGUCGAGGGCCUUUACGAAAUCAAAGAAGAUCACGUCGACCUGACCACGGAUGUUAAGAAUACUACUCGCCCACUCGUGAAUGACCGUAAUAAGCUGGGUCCCACACGAGAGUCCUUUUUGGAAGUCAUUCUGGUGCUGGAGAUGACUAAAUUUCUACUAAGGUGGCUGCGAAUUUGCUUGCAAAUAAAGUGCUCCAUGGUUUUUGCAAUAAGAGAUGUUAAAGACACAGGUCUGUAAUUUUUAAAGUCAACAGAAUAUCCCUUUUUAAAGAUGGCAGUGAUGUUUGCAUCCCUCCAAGCGGAUGGUAGAGCACCUUUAUCAAAUGAUUGUUUGAAAAGUGAAGUGAGAGUAAGGGCAAACUCAAAAGCAGACUCGUUAAGAACGAAAGAUCAGGUCCACUGGCCUUGUCAGACCUUGUGGACUCGAGCAGCUUCUGAAUACCACGGGUAUUGAAGGUAUAUAAUAUCCGGAAUAUCCUCGUAUGAGAUUCUGGGAGAACUGGAACGUUGUUUAAAUCUUCCCACGUAAACACACUCUCGAAUUGUUCACGCAGGGCUUCGGCUUUUGACAUGUCGUUUGCACAGACGCGAUUUUUCCAGAAGAGGGCUGGAAUAUCCAUAGACUCCGAACGUAAGAGCUUAAUAUACGACCACGGCCUCUCAAUGCCGACACUGGUACUACCGUUAGGAGACGGUGCGAUACCGCCCAUGGCCUCUUUAGUUGUGCUGUUAUGUAAAAGUCUGUAGGCACUCAAGUGAUGAGCUUUUCCAAGUCGUUAAGUCUUCUUGUAUGCUCUGUCACGCUUGUUUGUCAAUCUUUUGAUUCCUGGGCCAGUCCAGGAAAGGUGGCGCUUCUGCUUUGUCAUUUUUGAUGGAAUAAACUUGUUAAUCGCCUCUUUGAUAGAGGCUGAGAUGUUGGACAAAUUCUGCUCAACAGACCUGUCCUCGGGGCGUGAAUGGAGACACCAAUCACUAAAUGACGACAUGCGGGCACGAAAGCCUUCAAAAUUCCUUUUAUGAAAUUGAUAGACUCUUCAAGGAGGUUUUGGGGCAGAUUUUGGAGCCACAUCUACUUCGAAGAGAAUAGCGUCAUGGUAGCUGAUGCCUGGGACGAAGUGACAUGCCUGGAUGAGGCUGCUGAUGGUAGAAAAUACAACAUCUAGCGUUCUCUCAGAGACUUAACAGGUUGGAGAUUUCACAUGCUGCGUAAAGCCAAACUUGUCGGUAGUCUCCAGCAAGAAGUGAUCGCAAGCAUGCGCUGGAAUUUUUUACGGUAAGGGUCACCGGAACUCCAAUCAGUUGCUCCACAGUUGAAGUCCCCGCCAAGAAUAAAUAGGGGAAGCCAGAGCAAAUGUUACAAAGCUUACUACGAACAUUACCUGCAUGCAUACGUGCCCGCAUGUCGUCAUUUUAGUGAUUGUUAUCUCCGUUCACCGAGACUGUAAUGACCUCGGAGCCCUCGACAUCAAACCUUUUUCCCUCUACAGCGACUAGGUCGUUGCGAACUGCAAUAAAUACUCCUCCACCAGAAGAUGACCUGUCCUUACAGAAAAUGUUAUAGCGCUCAUGGAAGAUUCAAUAGGUCGGAAUGUCAGCAUCAAGUUUAGACUCACAUUCCAAAAUAAUAUCUCGGUGGUGCAGCUCAAUGUAAGAUUGGAACUCACACCUUUUAGCUGAGCACUUUAGACGGUUGCAAUUUAAGGACAUAACCUUCAGCUUCCUUUUCGCUGGUUUCCUCCUUGGAGGUGCACUGCUUGUAGGACUUGAAGAGUGGAGAAGUGGCCCUGGUGAGGAGGAGCUGAAAAGGCUUCCAAAGCUACUGGAUACAGUAACUGAAAAAUAGUCAGUCAGCAGGAAAGAUUUUGAAAAGUUGGAAAACGAACAGCGAUUGCAUAUCCAAACCAACUUUGAAUCACAUCCAUGUGUCGCCGCGCCAGGAUUUGAUUGAACAUCGCCACACAAAAGGAGGGUAGGGUAUAGCAGUUGUCGAUAGGAACCAUAACGACUGUUGUAGUGAUCCAAGUUGGCGGACGUCUUGUUUGCAAAGCGAUUAAUGAAGGCCUCAAAUCCAACAAGGAAAGGGCGAUCUCUCAGCGGCGAAAACUGAUAAGCAGUGUCAUCGGAACAAAAACUGACGUUAGGCAGUGGAUUAGGCAGAUUGCAACACACAAAAAUAACGAAAUUAAGCACGAUCGCCGGAACAAUAAAAUGUGUUCGGCGACCGCUGACUAACCCUAAAUAAGCAAAUAAGCAGUAAUUUUCGUAUGGUACCAUGAGCUGUUCUAGAAAAGGGACUUCUCAUUUUUGAGUUUGUAAUUAAACAGCUGAAUUGGAGUGCUUAAAUUUAUAUGUAAUCUCCACUGUUAUACCGGUCCGGUCAAACUCAAUCAGUCCUUUUCGACCUCAGUGAGGCACACGGCUGCUACUAAAACCUUUCUCGAUCUUCAGCUUUUUUCCAGCUUCAACCCAACAUAAUUCCCAUUUCACUCAGCUCUUACUCCACAGUUCCCUGCCAUAUUGUUUUUGGCGGUAAUCGCCUUCUUCUCCGUUGUGAUGUCCAUAUAAGUGCUUUGUGUGGAAUUAAUUUCGCUCGAAACAUAUUGACAUUUUAGUAGUUUUUAAAUAAGUCAUGGAGGUCCUCAUGUGAAGCCUUAUAAACUGUAUUGAUUGUUUAGACGUUAAUGCGGACUCACUGCAGCGUUUUCCAAACUUGUAUUUCAGGUGUGCCACCAGUAAGCCCUGUGGUCCUUCCUGUAUCUGUACCAUACAACCCUGCGAGUGCUGCAAGCGGAGCUGCACCGUCCUUAUACAUACCCCAGGGUGUACAACCCGCACCACAACCUACCGGAAAUACACCCAGCCCUACUACCUCCACGCCUACCAGUACAGGCACUCCGGUACCCCAGGUGGCUGUCAGUGGUUCACGGUCGGAUACCCAGAGCCCUGCUGCUUCCUCGGGCUCUCAAUCACCUUCCGUGUUCACUCCUGCCGAACCGGGAGCUGUAGCAGGACAAGGAACAGGCAUAAGCGGCGAUGAUGAAAGAGAGGACAUUCGUGUGGAACCCUAUGUGGAUUUUACGUACUUUUAUCGGCAGGUAGCCGAACUCGGAGAAGACUAUGUCUACGGCUGGGACAAAGCAAAUACUGAAGCACCCGCUUAGUUUAGUUGAAAUACAGAGUUAAACGUAUAGAAGGUUGAAAGCUCUUUUAUACUGUUUACAUUGGCCCUUUUUACAAGCAAAAUCAAUUGUGGAGUCCCCGCAACUUAGAAGUGUAACUUCUGCCUCUCGUUUAACUCCAAAUGUGUCCGUCAACACACAGUGAUUAGAAAAUGCUUUUGUUUUUGUACCUGGCUAAAUUUAUCUUUAACAGAAAUAAAAGAAACUUUAAAGGAUAUAUUUAAAAGAGUUUAGGGUUUGGAGAGGAAGAGUGACGGAGCGGUGAGAGCGCUGGACUUGCAAUCCGGAGGGCCGAGUUCAAGACUCCCCUGACCACUGUUUGGAUGAUAAGACUGAUGAAAAUACCGUCACCCUUAACUAAAGAAUUGAAUAAAAUGUCCCCAAC